This is a messenger RNA of Zootoca vivipara (common lizard), 2856 nucleotides long. RefSeq names its product SLIT and NTRK like family member 1 (gene SLITRK1). Lineage: Eukaryota; Metazoa; Chordata; Lepidosauria; Squamata; Lacertidae. Gene Ontology annotation, molecular function: protein binding. The record is from RefSeq and is a predicted model, not a curated record. Gene Ontology annotation, cellular component: postsynaptic density membrane; glutamatergic synapse; GABA-ergic synapse. Gene Ontology annotation, biological process: positive regulation of synapse assembly; axonogenesis.
GGAGAAUUUCCGCCUUGCCGUUUCCUCUGUGUGCUCCAGCUCGGGGAUGACUCGCUCGGUUUAAAAAUGCUGCUUUGGAUUCUGCUGCUGGAGACGUCUCUUUGUUUCGCUGCCGGGAAUGUUACAGGGGACGUUUGCAAAGAGAAGAUCUGCUUGUGCACCGAGAUCGAGGGCGACUUGCACGUCGACUGCGAGAAGAAAGGCUUCACCAGCCUGCAACGCUUCUCGGCCCCCACUUCCCAGUUCUACCAUUUGUUCCUGCACGGCAAUUCCCUCACUCGCCUUUUCCCCAAUGAGUUCGCUAACUUUUACAAUGCAGUCAGCUUGCACAUGGAAAACAACGGCUUGCACGAGAUCGUGCCGGGGGCUUUCCUGGGGCUGCAGCUGGUGAAGCGGCUGCACAUCAACAACAACAAGAUCAAAUCGUUUCGCAAGCAGACCUUCCUGGGCUUGGACGAUCUGGAAUACCUCCAGGCUGAUUUUAAUUUAUUGAGGGAUAUUGACCCGGGGGCCUUUCGGGACUUAAACAAGCUGGAGGUGCUGAUUUUAAACGACAACCUCAUCAGCGUUUUGCCUGCCAACGUGUUCCAGUACGUGCCCAUCACCCACCUGGACCUGCGGGGCAACCGCCUGAAAACCUUGCCUUACGAGGACGUACUGGAGCAGAUCCCGGGCAUUGCUGAGAUUCUGCUGGAGGAUAACCCUUGGGACUGCACGUGCGACCUGCUCUCGUUGAAAGAAUGGCUGGAGAACAUCCCCAAGAACGCCCUGAUCGGCCGGGUGAUUUGUGAAGCCCCUACGAGGCUGCAGGGCAAGGAUCUAAACGAGACCACGGAGCAGGAGCUGUGCAGGAAAAACCGAGUGGAUUCCAGCCUGGCUGCUCCUCCCGCAGAAGAGGAGACGUGCGAUCCCGGGCCCAUCCCGACCCCCUUUAAGAUCCAUGGCAAGGAAGACCCUGCCACCCCGGGCUCUGCUCCUCACGGGGGUACAAAAAUCCCGGUGAACUGGCAGAUUAAGACUAGACCUACGGCUGCCGGCUCGACCAUCAACGUGAAAGGCAAGUCCUCCAGCAGCACACCUUGUCCUGCCACCUGCGUCUGCCACCAGAUCCCAGGAGGAUUCAAGGUGAAUUGCAACGAUGGCAACGUCAGCAGCCUGGUGGAUUUGAAACCCAAGCCCUCCAGCGUGCACGAGCUCUUCUUGAGGGGCAACAAAAUCCACACCAUUCGAAAAUCCCAUUUUGUGGACUACCGCAAACUCAACCUGUUGGACUUGGGCAACAACAACAUCGCCACCAUGGAGAACAACACCUUCAAGAACCUUUUGGAGCUGGUGUGGCUCUACAUGGACAAUAACUAUUUGGACACACUCUCUCGGGAGAAGUUCAAUGGAUUGCAGAACCUGGAAUACCUAAACAUGGAAUUUAAUGUCAUCCAGCUCAUCAUGCCAGGGACAUUUAAUGCCAUGCCCAAGCUGAGGGUUCUCAUCUUGAAUAACAACCUUCUGAGGUCCCUCCCUGUUGAUGUCUUUGCUGGGGUCUCCCUCUCCAAACUCAGCAUCCACAACAAUUAUUUCCCUUACCUGCCAGUGGCAGGGGUGCUGGACCAGCUCACCUCCAUCACCCAAAUAGACCUGCAUGAUAACCCAUGGGACUGUAAGUGCCCCAUUGUCCCUUUCAAACAGUGGGUGGAGAUGUUGCGACCCAAGGUGAUGAUGAGUGACUUGAGAUGUGAGACUCCAGAAGAAUUCUUCAAGGAGGACUUUGAAUCCCUCUCCAAUGAGGCCAUUUGUCCUCAACUCAAGGUCUUGCCCACCUUGACUUCCUCCAAUAAGAACAGCACUGGCUUGGCCGAGACUGGGACACAUUCCAACUCCUACCUGGAGACUAGCAGGGUCUCCAUCUCAGUGCUGGUGCCUGGCCUUUUGCUGGUCUUCGUCACCUCUGCAUUCACAGUGGUGGGCAUGCUGGUCUUUAUCUUAAGGAACCGGAAGCGCUCAAAGAGGAGGGAUGCCAACUCCUCAGCCUCGGAGAUCAACUCCUUACAGACAGUCUGUGACUCAUCCUACUGGCAUAAUGGACCCUACAAUGCAGAUGGAGCCCAUCGAGUAUAUGACUGUGGCUCUCACUCCCUAUCAGACUGAAACACCAGACUGGGGAAAUACAAAAACAAAACAAAACAAAAAACCAUUAAAAUUUUAAAUCAUAUUAUGGGCAAUCAGUUCAAGUUCAGCAGCUAGCAACCUCAACUUCCCUUCGGUGGCUCAAAGCUCCCUUUCCCUGAUCUGUGCAUUGCUGUCUCGUCCGCUGAUGUGAAUGGACCACAACAUGGGAUGGGACUUUGCCCACCUUAAAGCUACCUUCUGGUGAAAAAAACACCUACCCACUCACCAAACUGGGGAGAAAUGGCGUGAGUGGAGGCCUGCUCCCCUCCCCCUUUGGCCAAGCCUUCAACUUGAGGCUGUGCUUGGUGUAAAAAUGUGCACUGCAUAGUCAAUGGCAAGGAAAGAAAGAAAGAUAGAAAGAUCCAGUCAAAGAGGAUGGCUCGACUUAGGGGUUAAAGAGAGAGAGUAAAUAUGAACACACUCUCCUGCAAGGUGACCUAUGACCAGGUGGAUCUAUGGGCCCUGUGUGUGUAUGUGUGUGCUGGGGAGACAAGGGCUCCCCCUGGCGCCCUCCCCAUUGCAAGCAAAGCAAGAGUGUCCAGUUGCACGAAGGCAUGAAUGUAUUGUAAAUAAAUGACUCUGAUCUAAACAAACAGACAAACAAACCCAAGUUGCUGCAUGGUUCGCAUGGAUACAAACCACCCAGGGACGCUUCAGCCCCCAAUGGAAGCAGCGUCCAGUUCACCUCGUCCU